AUGGCCAAGAACGAUGCUGUAAUUCAGAGUCAAGCGGCAUCCUUGAGGAAUCUAGAAACUCAGCUGGGGCAGCUUGCUAAUGAGCUAAGGAAUAGACCACAAGGCACUUUGCCUAGUGAUAAAGAAAAUCCAAGAAAAUAUGGCAAGGAGCAUUGCAAGGCGGUUACCUUGAGAAGUGGCAAAAAUGUGGAACUUACUGAGGAUAAUUCAAUUCCUCCGCAAAAUGCUACAGGAGAGCCUACAAGCAAGCCACCUCCACCAUUUCCUCAGCGCUUUCAAAGGAAACAACAAGAUGACCAAUUCAGGAAGUUUCUGGAUGUUUUGAAGCAGCUCCAUAUCAACAUUCCCUUGGUGGAAGCUUUGGACCAAAUGCCCAACUACCUGAAGUUUUUGAAAGACAUUUUGACAAAAAAGAGGAGGCUGGGUGAAUUUGAAACAGUUGCUUUAAUAGAGAGCUGUAGUGCUAUGUUGAAAAGUAAAAUUCCUUCUAAAUUAAAAGAUCCGGGUAGCUUUACAAAUCCAUGCUCCAUUGGUGGGAGAGAUGUGGGAAGAGCUUUAUGUGGUUUGGGUGCUAGUAUUAAUCUAAUGCCCAUGUCGAUUUUCAAGAAAUUGGGCAUUGGAGAAGCUAGGCAAACCACAGUUACCUUGCAAUUGGCGCACCGGUCGAUGGCUCAUCCAGAAGGAAAAAUUGAAGAUGUACUAGUGCAAGUUGACAAGUUCAUAUUUCCGGCUGAUUUCAUCAUUCUUGAUUAUGAAGCGGAUAGAGAUGGACCAAACAUAUUGGGGAGGCCAUUUCUUGCUACCGGGAGGACUUUGAUUGAUGUACAAAAUGGAGAACUUACCAUGAGGGUGAAUGAUCAACAAGUGACCUUUAGUGUUUUUAAAGCCAUGAAGUUUCCGGAUGACAUCGAAGAAUGCCCUAGAUUGAGUGUAAUUGAGUCACUUGUAGCUGAAACUUUUCAUAAGGAAACUUGCAAGGCUGAAUUGGGGGUGAAUAUCUUUGAAGAUGAUGAAGCAUUUAGCAAAGAGGAGGAGUCCCAAGUCACAUGGAUAGAAUCCAACAAGCCAGCUAUCAAAUUCAGCAAGCCUGUUGAUUCUCUAAACCUGUCGGAAGGGAAUUUUAAGCUGCCAAAGCCUUCUAUUCAAGAACCACCAAAGCUAGAGUUGAAACCUUUGCCAAGCCACUUAAAAUAUGCCUACUUGGGGGGGAUAAUGAAACGCUGCCUGUGA
This is a messenger RNA of Humulus lupulus (European hop), 1230 nucleotides long. RefSeq lists its product as uncharacterized. The record is from RefSeq and is a predicted model, not a curated record. The coding region runs from base 1 to 1230 and encodes 409 amino acids. The transcript is spliced from 2 exons. Lineage: Eukaryota; Viridiplantae; Streptophyta; Magnoliopsida; Rosales; Cannabaceae.